This is a messenger RNA of Liolophura sinensis, 3172 nucleotides long. Its product is annotated as glycosylated lysosomal membrane protein-like. Bases 3 to 1319 code for a protein of 438 amino acids. The record is from RefSeq and is a predicted model, not a curated record. Gene Ontology annotation, cellular component: lysosome. The transcript has 6 exons. NCBI's taxonomy places the organism in Eukaryota, Metazoa, Mollusca, Polyplacophora, Chitonida, Chitonidae.
AAAUGGCGGCGGCAUUGGUAUACGGGAAGCAAGGCUGUGCGCUUUCUCUGUCUUUAGUGUACUUAGUUAUCUUCUUGGGAACAUCAUUAUGUGACAGAAAGUUGACAACAACAUAUAACCCUGGUUGCAACAUAUCAGCAUGUUUGCCAAAUUUCAAUGGCAGUGCCCUGAACAUAGCAUAUGUAAAAGCAGAGAGCGAAAAUGACACUCUUCAUUACCUGUUCAGUUCUGUGGGAGUCCCAUCUGUGUUGGUUCUAAAGACAGACCCUGGGUCAGGAAAUGCCAUUCAUAUAGACUGGGAGAGCUUGGUCUCAGAGAAUCAGACAUUACCAGGGGCUGUCAGCUGUUCACAGAAAGUUCUCUAUUCAUUUGGCGUCGCAUUUACAAAGCUUUUUGAGUACAAUGACACUAGCGAUAAGGCCAACAUGAUGUUCAACGAUGACGUGGAGGAGGGAGUUGUACAUAAGUUUGAGAGUUUCCUGUGGGAUGCAAUAGUGGACCAUGAUAAAGAUGCCAAGCUGAAUACUGUGAUUUUUAAUACAUCCGUAUCCAUGGAGAAUUCCACAUCUUUUAUGAAUGGAUCUCUAUCUCUCAAGUUCACAGUGUUUAACCACACAGGCAGGACCCAGGAUGCUCUUCCCCAUCUCCUCUACAAUGACAACAUCACCCAGCUAGACUUCACCCUAAACAAGAUUAGCCCACUGUACAAGCAGUCACGGUUUGGCCUGGAAGUGGUGGUCCUCAGUGAAGACAGCCCCAGUAGUGUCCCCACAGAUUUUCACACAGAACAGUCUAUAGAUGAUGAAUAUACACCUGGUGUUUUCAAGGUAACAAACUGGGUAACAAACAAAGCUGAGAAGAAGGAUGAAGGUUUCAUCCAGUGGAAGCCUGUCUGCUACGUUCGUCCGUCACGGAGCCGCUCAGAUGCCACCUACGUGAGGACGUACACUCUGAUGUACAAGGAACAAGACACGAACAGGAGUUUACCGCAGCUGGAGGAAACCAUCCUGUACGCUUACUAUGGCCAGAAACUGAGCGAGUACAAACUGGCCAUGACACUCUCUAAUGUGUCGUUUGGCCUCAGCAAAGACGGCUUUUACACUGCAUCUAACUACACAGUAUGGACGGCCAACAUUGGAUACGGAUCACCGCCUAUAGACUCUGUUUCUCUGUUAGUUAUCGGAAUCAUAUCAGCGGGGUUAGGCCUGCCUGUUCUCAUCAUCAUGUUUGGUGGAAUUUAUGUCUGUGUGAAAAAGAAGAAAAAGGGCACAACGACACAGGUCGAUGUGGGGCCUGGCUAUUCUUCUGUCAAUUCUUAAGUAUAGGCUUGUCCAGUAUUAACUUAAAGAUGACAUGCCAAGUUCAGGAUGGGCUUAUCUGCUCAGGUGCUUUCCGGAUAUAUAUUGGACAAGCUCAGCAUCCCUUGUAACAUGUGUCAAAAUCCUGCAGUUAUAUUUUCGUAUUUGCACAUCUAUCACUGACAAAGUUUUCAUUCUUUCCCUAUGUACUCCCUGUGUUAUCAGGAUGCAGAUGUUUUCUCAUAUCUGCCAAAACCAAAUGGAAAAGUUUUGUGUGAUAACAUUGUCAGGCUUUGAACGGUUAACUGUUGAUAAGGUUUAGCUGUAGAUUGGUAGACUUAAAGUUGCCAUGAUAGUUAUACAUGAAGGUGUGUAAAGAUACAAGAUCUUCGUGAAAAUCAUCGCCAGAUAAUCCAUUAUCCAUAGUAAUGGUGUUUGGACAGAAUAUGAAUAAACAUAACUCAUUUUCCAAGUUUUGUAGAGAUGUGCAAUUCCUGCUCCCAUUCAAACCUCAGGAGCAAUGAAGGUGGCCAAAAUCAGUUUGGUUUAAUGAUGUUGAUCAAAUGUUGGUUGAUGUUAAUGGGGUUAAUUGUGAUCAAAUAUUGGUUAAUGUAAAGAAUAUAAGUUUGGUUUAUCAUAUAUUUGAUCAAAUAUUGGUUGAUGUAGGGAAGAUCAAUUUUCUUAGUUUUUAAUCAAAUGUCGGAUGAUAAAUAUAACAGGAUGAGAUAUAAACGCUAUCUACUUCUAGACGGAAGGGAAUUUCCCUUCAGUCUAGUGGUAGAAGCAAGGACUCCGAACCCAGAGAUCACUGGUUCAAAUCCUCAGCUCCUAUGCCCCGUCACAUAAUUAGGAAAGUGCUGUUUUCUGAAUACAUGUACCACUCCUGUCCUGCAAAUGCUCCAAAGUUAGGUUGUGGGACUUGCACAUAAUGCUAGUCUAAAAUGAGACUCAACGAAACAACUUUAGUGCUAAUGUGUAGAAAAACAUUUUUUUUUUCUCAAAAAUCGUAUAAUUGUUUACAAUGUACUCAGGGAUUCUGCAUUCCUCUCUGUGUGAACUACAUUGUACUGUUGGAUAUCACAUGAACAGGCUCAACCAAAAAUGUUGUUGUUUUGGGAAUUAUUAUUUUUAUUUGGCUGGACAACAGGUAAAUGUGAACCAACAUUAAUGCAGAAGAAGCAGUUUCAUCCUUAAGUUUUCAAAAUUUUAUGUUGGGCUUUUCCCCAAAUGGUAUGUGGACUUACAUUUAACCUUAUACAGUUUCUGUGAUAAACUUUCGGAAUAUAAAGACAGGUUAGCCUCACAUAUUAUGUUGUAGUAUACUGUAACUUUUUAAAUUAUGUAAAUUUACACAGGUACAUUUUAUUGACCACUGCUGUAAUUCUUCAACCUUUUCACAUGUUCACAAAGUGUCUAUGCAAGCAUAUUCUGAAGGCUUUAUUCUGUGUAGACUGUUAAAUUAUACUUUUUAUGAAGGCCUGAAAUUGGCCGAUCCAACCAAUGUAGUUUUGUCUUCAAAAUCAGAUAACAAAUGUGCAUAAAUUGCACUGAAAGUUGCUCAACAUGCGAAAAGGUUGAGGAAUUAGGGUAGUUCAGUGUUCGUAUUUGUAAUUGAUCAGAGUUCCUCAUACCAUGUACAUAGUCAUUGCGGUGUCAAAUAUGUUGUACAUUUUCACCUGUCCCUGUAAAUAAGGCUUUUAACUUCUGUAAAAAAUAUAUUAUCGGGUACAUAUUUUGUUGAAAUAUAAAUUUAUUUAAUGACAAUAUACUGUACCUAAAUGUAUAUGAAUACAACUGAGAAUUAAGAAAAAAUAUGACAAUAAAUGUGUUUUUUUGAUAAUCUGCCGAAAAUAAACAUUCCUUUUUAAGAACAA